Prorocentrum cordatum is the source of this 549-nucleotide messenger RNA. Lineage: Eukaryota; Dinophyceae; Prorocentrales; Prorocentraceae. The record is from the annotation of a GenBank genome assembly.
GGCUUGACCGCGCUGCUGCUGUGGGCGCCGUGGCACCCGCCGAGCGUGCACCUGACCAAGGUUCUGGACGCGAUCGCGGCGGAGCAGAAGUCCGUGCGGUUCGGCAAAGCGAACACGGACGUCUGCGCCAGCCUGGCCACCUCCCUUGGGGCCAGCCAGGUGCCCUUCGCGGCCUUCUUCGACCCGAGGGGCAGGAAGGUGGACUCCCUCGCGGGGGCGGACCCGCCGAGGCUGCUGGAGAAGGCGAAGGCCCUGGCAACCAGGCCCUUCGUUCAGGAGGACGCCGGCGGCGGCGAGGUCGAGGCGGGCGACCUGCACUCCAGGAGGGCGCCCGCCGCCGCAGGAGCUGGCCGAAUAAGGGCGCUGCUCUGCUGCGGCAGCAAGCUGAGCAAGGGCGCCGACCUGUACUGGUCGGCUCCAGGUGUGCGGUGCCUGGUAAUUCCGUGCACGGCCGCGCAAGGAGAGGCGGACUGGGCCAGGGGUGUGGGCCUCGGCGCCGCCGCGGAGGGCGGAGAUGUGCUGGCCGACCUCGUCAGCUCGUUGAAUUAA